AUGGACAAGAAGAUAAAAUCUGCUCAGCACAAAAAACUCGUCGCAGUGGAAAACAUUAAGGCGCUGGAGCGCUUUAAGCAGAACUUCAAAUCCGAAAAUGUAGGUGAAAUCCCGGAGGUUAUGGAGGGUUUGGAACAACACAGACAGGACUUUUUUGCCGCGGUGGCAAAGCUGGAAGAGUAUGACGACACCAGUGAGGCGAUUCAAGCCUAUUUUACUGACAGGAUCGAUAUGGAAGAGCGCUGCCGGCGGCUAAAAUCGUUCCUUAGAGAAAACCAGCGGAAGGAAGCCAAUUCCCUCAACGACUCCUUAUUGGCAAACUCAACCCUAGCGUUUGGACGGCCAAACACAUCAAACAUUCGUUUUCCCAAAAUCGAAUUACCAACGUUCGACGGUGAUUCGACAAAGUGGUUGUCAUUCCGCGAUCGAUUUGUCGCGAUGAUUGACGCAAGUGCCGAGCUGCCGCCAAUUGCAAAACUGCAGUACUUACUUUCGUCCCUGAAAGGUGACGCUGCGGUUCCCUUCGAACAUGUUAUUCUGACCACGGAAAACUAUUCUGUUACCUGGGCUGCGCUGCUUAAGCGAUACGACAACUCACGGAUGCUCAUUCGCGAGUACUGGCGACGGCUACAUUUCCUACCUGCGAUUGCAACAGAAAGUGUCGAUGGCUUGACGUCGUUGGUAGAUGAAUUCGUGCGAUAUGUGAAUGGGUUGCAGAAGCUGCAUGAGCCUGUCGACUCAUGGGACACGCCUUUGUCCAACAUGUUGCUGAUGAAGCUGGACAAUGAGACCAUUCUGGCGUGGGAAAGGCAUUCUGUGCAUAAGAAAAAGGAUAAGUACAGCGAGUUGAUCGAAUUCCUGCAAGACCGAAUCCAAAUCCUAAAAUCGAACCAGAGUUUUGUGUUCUAUUGUAUUAUAUUAUAUUUAUUCCUAUUACGACUAUUACAUUGA
Molecule: messenger RNA, 951 nt
Organism: Anopheles merus
Lineage: Eukaryota; Metazoa; Arthropoda; Insecta; Diptera; Culicidae
Exons: 1
Coding region: 1-951 (316 amino acids)
Source: RefSeq, a predicted model, not a curated record